Tachyglossus aculeatus (Australian echidna) is the source of this 3979-nucleotide messenger RNA. RefSeq names its product serine/threonine kinase 10 (gene STK10). NCBI's taxonomy places the organism in Eukaryota, Metazoa, Chordata, Mammalia, Monotremata, Tachyglossidae. The record is from RefSeq and is a predicted model, not a curated record. Gene Ontology annotation, biological process: protein phosphorylation. Gene Ontology annotation, molecular function: protein serine/threonine kinase activity; ATP binding.
AUGGCCUUCGCCAAUUUCCGCCGCAUCCUGCGGCUUUCCACCUUCGAGAAGAGAAAAUCCCGGGAAUACGAGCACGUCCGCAGGGACCUCGAUCCCAACGAGGUGUGGGAGAUCCUGGGCGAGCUGGGAGACGGCGCCUUCGGGAAGGUCUACAAGGUGAGCGGGGUCCCUUGCCCCCCCAAAAGGACCGGCAGCACCAGAGAGGAUGCCCCGAGGGCACCGGGGACAGUGGCAGGGUUAUUUCCAUCGGGAAAACCUGGCAAAGCCCAAUCCGGGGCUGUUGCAGAGCUGCUCGUUUGGCUGCAGAUCCCUGAGGGGGGAAGGGCUCCCCCCGUUGUAGCAGCUCAACGGUAUGACCCCAACUCCACUGGCAAGAUCAAGAUGGUCUUUUAUGGUGAAAAACAAGUUCACAAGAAUAAAAAAUCUCUGGUUAGAUCUCUGCUCAUCCCGGAGGGUCCGGGAGCGGUGGCCUCAGCGGUCGGGGAGUGGCCGGAGCAAUCGUGGAGACCCCAGCUGGAGUCCCAUCAUGAUCCGUGUUUUGCCCCUGGGGGAGCAGUGGAUGCCAUCAUGCUGGAGUUGGACAGGGGGCUAACCGAGCCCCAGAUUCAGGUGGUCUGCCGUCAGAUGCUGGAGGCCCUUGGCUACCUGCACAGUAAGAAGAUCAUCCACCGGGACCUGAAAGCUGGCAAUGUGCUGCUGACCUCGGAUGGAGACGUUAAGCUUGCUGACUUUGGUGUAUCUGCCAAGAAUCUGAAAACCGCUACAGAAGCGAGACUUCCUUUAUAGGGACCCCCUUACUGGAUGGCUCCCGAGGUGGUGAUGUGCGAAACCAUGAAGGAAACCCCUUAUGACUACAAGGCUGAUAUCUGGUCCCUGGGCAUCACGCUGAUUGAGAUGGGCAGAUCGAGCCCCCCUCACCAUGAGCUGAACCCCAUGAGGGUGCUGCUGAAGAUCGCCAAGUCUGAGCCCCCCGGGACUCAGCUCUCCUUCCAAAUGGUAAGAGAAAUUUCCGGUCUGCGGAAGUUCCGAGACUUCCUGAAGGUGGCUUUGGAUAAGAACCCAGAGACACGGCCUACUGCCGCCCAACUCCUGGAGCACCCUUUCGUCAGUACAGUCUCCAGCAACAGGGCUGUGAGGGAGCUGGUGGCCGAGGCGAAGGCCGAAGUGAUGGAGGAAAUUGAAGACAACAGGGAAGAAGGAGAAGAUGACGACACGUCAGAAACGCCCCCUGGAACCCACAAACGGGACCCAUCUGAAGCGAGCCAGCUGAGUUUUGAAGAAGAGAAACCUACGGAGCCAGCGUGCCCACUACCAGCAAUGCCCGACAGGCCCCAGGAUGCCGCGGACAACCCCAAGGACAAGCUUUCAGAUGGAGGGGUCAGCAUCAGCAAGGCCAGGAAUGACAAUUCCCCCCAGUCCACAGGCAACUCGGCCUUGAGUGGGAUUCAGGACAUGCCAGAUGGGCCCAGACCCCAAGGGCUGGGAGAAAACAGUUCACCCCCAGCAUUGCUGGACCCUAAGGCUCAGUCGGCACAGGAGGGAAACAUCACCAAUCCCCCAGGCAAAAAUGGGGACCCAACCCCAAGCCAAGGCCCACAAAAAUCCCGCAGCCGGCCCCACAGCAGCCUGUUCGAAAGCCUAGUGGGGGAAAAAAUUCCCAAUGGCAGCCUGGAAUGUCCGUCUCAGUCUACUGUCAGCAAAUCCAAGAGGAACUCGGAUUCUGGGAGCCUGUCUAUCUCCGAGGGCUUGGACUACAGUGACUCCCUGUCAGCUGACUUGUCUCUGAAUCGGGAAACAGGCUCUCUGUCUCUGAAGGAUUCCAAGAUGCACAACAGAACCCUGAAGCGGACUCGGAAGUUUGUGGUGGACGGCGUGGAGGUGAGCAUCACCACCUCCAAGAUCAUCGGCGAUGAUGAGAAGAAAGACGAAGAGAUGAGAUUUCUCAGGCGGCAGGAGCUGCGGGAACUGCGGCUGCUUCAGAAGGAGGAGCAUCGGAACCAGAGCCAGCUGAGCACCAAGCAUGAGCUGCAGCUGGACCAGAUGCAGAGGCGUUUUGAGCAGGAAACCAGUGUUAAGAAGAAGUUCUACGACACCGAACUGGAGAACUUGGAGCGGCAGCAGAAGCAGCUGGUUGAGAAGAUGGAGCAGGACCAUGCUCUCUGCCGGCGGGAGGAGUCCAAGCGGAUUCGGGCAGAGCAGGAGAAGGAAUAUGUCCGGUUUCAGGAGCAACUCAAGCUGAAGAAGAAGGAGGUGAAAAGUGAGGUGGAGAAACUUCCACGCCAGCAGCGUAAAGAGAGUCUGAAGCAGAAGAUGGAGGAACAUUCCCAGAGGAAGCAGGCUCUGGACCGGGAGUUUUUAGCUAAACAGAAGGCAGAUCUGGAGUUGGCGAUGAAAACCAUCACGGCAGAAAACAGGCGGGAGAUCUGCGACAAGGAGCGGGAGUGUCUGAACAAGAAGCAGGAGCUCAUGAGAGACCGGGAAGCCUCUCUAUGGGAGCUGGAGGAACACCACCUUCAGGAGAAGCAUCAGCUUGUCAAACAGCAGCUCAAAGAUCAGUACUUCCUCCAGAGACACGAACUGCUCCGAAAGCACGAGAAAGAACAGGAGCAGAUGCAGCGCUACAACCAGCGCAUGGUGGAGAGCCUGAAAGUGCGACAGCAGCAGGAGAAGGCCCGCCUCCCAAAGAUCCAGAGGAGCGAGGGGAAGACCCGCAUGGCCAUGUACAAGAAGAGCCUCCACAUCAAUGCCAGCGGGAGUGCCUCAGAGCAACGGGAGAAGAUUAAACAGUUCUCUCAACAGGAGGAGAAGAGACAGAAGGCCGAACGGGUCCAGCAGCAGCAGAAACACGAGGCCCAGAUGAGGGACAUGCACGUCCAGUGUGAGAGCAACCUGAACGAACUUCAGCAGCUCCAGAAUGAAAAGUGCCACCUCUUAGUGGAACACGAGACCCAAAAGCUGAAGGCCCUGGAUGAAGGCCACAACCAGAACCUGAAGGACUGGCGAGACAAGCUGCGGCCGCGGAAGAAGGCCCUGGAGGACGACCUGAACCAGAAGAAGCGUGAGCAGGAGAUGUUCUUUAAAUUGAGUGAAGAGGCAGACGGCCAACCUCCCACCUCCCCCCACAAACCCACCAAGUUCUUGCCAUUUAGCUCAACAGAGGCUUCCUAGCCCCCCGCGGAGUGUUUGGGCCUCUCCGGUUCCCUGUGAAUGAAUAUCUCAGGACCUUUGGCUUCUCUGCUGCUUAACUGCGGAUUCCUUCUCCCCCAUCCUCCCCAAACCACCCCCACUCCAAUCCGGGGCUGAACCCCUCCCAACCCUCAAGCGAGGAUUUGCACUAUUAGAGUUGGGAUGAAUUGUUACUGUAGGGAGCCUUUACUCCAGCAUUAGCACCUUGCAAUGGCUUCACUCCAAGGUGUGAAGGAUAAUCAUCAAUGUGAGGGAUAAUCCACAGUCAGACAAUCUGUAGAGUGACUCGCACUAGUGACAUUCCCAAGCAAAUUGUGGACCUGAUGACCAGUAGUUUCAGACAGUCGAGGUUGGCCCAGGGGCACGAUAGAGAGAGGGCACCUCCUGGGUAUGCGGACGGGGGAAAGAUCCUCUGGUCCAGGAAUGGGACAGGGAUACCCAUAUGAGUUUGCUUUUCCUCCAACAUAGCCACGCUGCAGGGAAAUUGGAAAAAGCGGCAUUCUGGAAACGUGACAUUUUCUUCUCUCCCCGGAAAAACAAAGGCACCAGUUGUCUGUCCUCGGAGAUCCCGGAGCCAAGGGAAAGUGCUUGGGAGUCAUCCCCAUCGUGUCCUUAGCAUUCCCAUUUUUAAGCUGGAACUAACUCCCUAAGAGUGUGGUUAGGGAGUGGCUUGAAUGUGCCCACGGUAGGGGGACAGCUGGGGCCACAUGGAUUUAGGUCCCUGGGGGUCUGGGAGCUGUCACAGGGGCAAGUCUUGAAGGGAUUUGGAGGCUGUCAGACACGUGGGCUUGCC